Messenger RNA from Jatropha curcas, 600 nucleotides. The record is from RefSeq and is a predicted model, not a curated record. Lineage: Eukaryota; Viridiplantae; Streptophyta; Magnoliopsida; Malpighiales; Euphorbiaceae.
AUGGGAAGGAACUACUUCAACAAACAAGAGGUUCUGAAAUGGAAAGAUGGUGUGGGGCCUAGAAGAAGGAAAAGGAUUAAAGCAAACAAACUUGAAACCUCAUCUUGUGUGUCACAACCUUCUGAUGGGAACAAGUUUCAGGUUACAGUUGGUGAAAAGGCCUUUGUGGUGUCUCUACAGGAGAAUGAGUGCUCAUGUAGAGCAUGGCAGCUUUCUGGUGUACCAUGCAAUCAUGCCAUUUCAAGUAUACAUUACAUGAGACAUAAUUUGUUAUCGUAUUUGGAUGAGUACUUACACAAAGAGGCUUACAUGAAGACAUACCAAUAUGGCCUAACACCCUUCAUUGGUGAAGACAUGUGGGCUAUAGUUGAUGAGCCUCCAAUCUUGCCACCAGAAUUCAAGAAAAAACCAGGAAGACUAAAAACUACAAGGAUUAGGGCAGAUGAUGAGGAACUAAAAAUAUCUAGUACUGGUAAGAUUAGCAAAAAGGUUGUGCAAAUGAAGUGCCAACACUGGGGAAGAUUGGCAGGCCAAGGAAGAAUACACAGUGGCAGCAAUGCAGACCCAUCUGAAAAGAUUCUAAGAAAAGACUUGCAAUAG